AUGGUCAUGAUCUACCAGAGGACGUCUGCGCGUGACCUCGAGAAACCGGGAGACAGUCCUAAUGAGAGCAUUGCCGCAUCUCGCUCAAGCUUCGGCAAACCCUCCCCGAGGCGACGGACGAGUACCUCUCCAUGGAAGACGCACGCAUUCAUGUUCGGCGUCUUGUUCAUUGCCACGGCAGUCUGCGUUGCCCAUCACGUCUUUCUGUCAGCCCUGAACCGGAGAAACGUCGAAGAGUUUACCAUCUCGCAGACAUGGGUUCGGGACAUCGGGAAUGCCCUAGCAGGCCUGACCCAGUUCCUCCUGCAGAUCUCGGUCGGGGUCGCCUUGACACAGAGUAUAUGGCUGUACAUCCGCGGGAAUCGCGUAACCUUAAACAACCUUGAUGUUCUAUUCUCACUCCCAUCCAUCUCGAGCAUGCCAUCGAGCCUAUUCAAGAGCGACGUGCUCUACGUUCUCAUCCUAGCAGGAGUGAUCCAGACGCUCUCCCUCGUGAGCGUCUUUGCGCCCAACGCUCUAUCGGUCGUGCCUGCCAGUCCGACCGGUUUCAACCUGAGCGUUCCUGUCCCGCUACUUGAUCGCAUCCCUGCGGCCACUAGCACCUACUUCCUGUUUGUCGACUUCAUCUGUCCGAGCGUUGACGAGACGGAUGAAUGCUCGGCCCAGUAUGCCUACCUGAGCCCGUCGUCCGGCUUUCAAAGGCUCGCUCGUGCUGUUCUAGACAGCGGCUCCAUACUCUCAUGGGAUCCUCCGGCAGACUGUGGUCGAGGAUGCAAUUACGAAGUCAGCUACUGGGGACCUGCUUUGAGAUGCGCAGAUGUCCCGCAGUCCUCCAUAGAUGUAUUCAGCUCAAACUACACCGAAUGGAUCAAUUUCAACGCCUCCGUGGAUCCCAGCGUCGACGUUGUGGACCCAUCGUACUUCCUGGAAGGAGCAUACGUCUAUAACGCCACAACCAGUCUCGGGAGCACCACUAUUUGGCCUCCAGGAGGAGGUCCGAACGCCGCACCAAUCUUCGCGUCGACUGCUUAUGCAGACCAGCCGUUCACUCUUGACGUCGUCUAUGCGACCAAUGGUUUCACGAUCCCAUACGCGCCAAUGGUGUACUACAACAUGACCGGCUACUCGUGUGUCUUUCAUAACGCGACAUACACCACUUCCGUCAACUACACGAACGGUAGUCAAACAAUUGCCAGCCGCGUCGUGGAGUACGGCGCUCAACUUGGGCCGAUCACCUACACAGGCGAUGUGAAUGGGUCGUACCUCCAUGGGUCGGACCCCGAGUUUCUUUCUACGUAUGCCGCCCUUGGUAUAGCCAGUGCUAUAGCGAAAUACGUUUAUGGGACCAUCGGAAUAGACAACCUUGUCUUGACCCCAUCAUUCACGAGCGUACUCAGCUCAAUCUUUACCAUGCACACGAACUUCACCGGGAUACCUGACGUUUUAAAAGGCAGUAGUACGAGAGACAACGCAUUCUCACUUUCCCUGGUUUCGACAUACUACAAUAACUUGGGUAGCCUGCUGGAGGACGCUUGCACGAACUUGACAGCAUCUUUGAUGUCAGAUACGGCCAAUCUUGGACUGUAUGCCCAGAUUCCUGCGACCGUGAUACCAGACAACGACGUGUACGCCUAUCAGGCGUCUCGCCUAUGGCUUGUAUACGGUCUGGCUCUGCUCAGCGCAUUUUGCGCUGACCUCUAUGGCGUGUUCUGCAUCUCCAAAAACGGUGGCGCAAUGCAACGUACCUUCUCUUCCAUCGCUGCGUCCGUGCGGAGCCGCAAUCUGGACGUGCUCCUCAACGAGCCGAAGGGGUUCCUGCCUGAUCAAGCAAAGACGGUCAAGCUACGCUAUCUCGCGGGUAGCCAUGCGGCGGGAAAGGGGGCGGGGUUUACGCUUGCUCAUGGUUUCAAGGACGAAGACGAUGAGGAGAUGGAGAUGUCCGAAACGAUCGGCUUGACGAGUGCGCUGCUCGAGGAGUUCGGGCUAGUCAAUCUCGCAGGACGAUGCGCGCCUCUCAGCCUGCGCGACUCGGACGACAUCGGCUACGUCACCUUCGUCCUCUUCCCCCGGCACUUCACCAACCCGCUCAUCGCGGCCGAGACGAUCAGCCACAUCACGCUGUUCCGCAACUACCUGCACUACCAUAUCAAGUGCAGCAAGGCGUAUAUGUACUCGAGGAUGCGGCAUCGCGUGGCGGAGUUUCAGAAGGUGCUUAAUAGGGCUAAGACGGAGGUUGCGGCGGGUGGGGCGGGGGAGAGGAAGACUGUUACCGGACGCACUGUCGGUCGCUGA
This is a messenger RNA of Peniophora sp. CBMAI 1063, 2292 nucleotides long. Lineage: Eukaryota; Fungi; Basidiomycota; Agaricomycetes; Russulales; Peniophoraceae. The record is from the annotation of a GenBank genome assembly.